This is a messenger RNA of Pochonia chlamydosporia 170, 972 nucleotides long. Its product is annotated as small acidic protein family domain-containing protein. The record is from RefSeq and is a predicted model, not a curated record. The coding region runs from base 1 to 972 and encodes 323 amino acids. The transcript has 3 exons. Lineage: Eukaryota; Fungi; Ascomycota; Sordariomycetes; Hypocreales; Clavicipitaceae.
AUGGUCACGAAGACACCUCUACCCCCCAAAGCUGUUAGGAAGGAAUUGAAGAAGGCAAAGAAGGCUUCGACCAACAAGGCCAAGCGAACCCGCAACAACAGAGAUCGCAAGAAUGAACUCAGGGCUGCAAAAAAAGCAAAGGCGAUUGCAAAUGCUCCCCAAAAGAAGGAAAAGAAGCGUCAACGGCUCUUAAAGCGAGCAAAGAGACUAGAAAUACAGGGAAACAAGCUGCUUGCUGAGGCCAAGAAAGCUACUGAGCAAUACCGGUUGAUGACAGAAGCCAAGACGCUGGCUGACGCCAAAUCUCAAGACGAUGACAACGCCGCUUCGUCUGGAGAAGAAAGUGACGCAAAAUCCACCACAUCCUCGUCUUCGUCAGAUUCUGAUGGGGGUGCGCCGAUCGAACCUACCGCUUCUGCCGUGUUCGUCAUAGAUACGAAAAAGCGCCGAAGAGAAAGUGAUGCAACUACGAGCAAGAACAAGGCUUCAUCUGGAAAUGCAGGAUCCAAGCCCAAGAAGAGCAAGACUGUCAAGGUCGAAGCAAGCCCAGACUCGGAUGAAACCAGCGAAUCAGAAUCGGAAUCAGAAUCGGAAUCGGAAUCAUCAGAAUCAGAAUCAGAAUCGGAAGUAGAAGAGACGAAGAAACAGAAGAAGAAGAAAAAUGAAAAGAAGGAGAAAGCAGCGAAAAAGAAUAAACCGGCGAAAGUGAAGAGAGUCAAAGGGGACAAGCCCGAGGUUUCUACUGACAACGCCGCUGAACAAUGGAAUGUCGGUGGCCUGGAAGGGGGAUCCGAGCGACGGAGCAAGUUCAUGAGACUUCUUGGUGGGAAAAAGGGCGGUGCUGCGUUGGGAAGCACCACCAACACCAAGACGGAUUCUGUCAAGGCCGAGGCUGACAUUCGACGCCAAUUCGAAGAGGGUAUGAAGGCAAAGUUUGACGGAGCCAGCCAAAGACGUGGACUCGGCGCGUGA